Messenger RNA from Protopterus annectens (West African lungfish), 3681 nucleotides. RefSeq names its product coiled-coil domain containing 28B (gene CCDC28B). Bases 158 to 727 code for a protein of 189 amino acids. The transcript is spliced from 6 exons. The record is from RefSeq and is a predicted model, not a curated record. Lineage: Eukaryota; Metazoa; Chordata; Ceratodontiformes; Protopteridae.
UACAUGGCAACCUUUGCACCCAGUACAUCUGAAAGUAAGGGAAACCCUUUCCCGUAGUCAGUCCAUAAAAGGCUUUACGUACUACAAAAUGAGUCUGGAAAGCACUCUGGAAACACACUGCUGAAUAUAUACAAGGGGUGUGUUCUAAAGUGUCUUCAUGAUGGAUGAAAAGAGAAGGCGACGAAGUCCGAAGUUAUCGCUGAACCAGCCAGCUUCUCCCAUUUCCUUCAACAAGCUUUCAGUUGCCAGCAGUAGAAGUGCCACUUUCUCCCUGGGUGCACCUCAGUCUGUAUCACCAAAACAGAAGCCAAAGUUCAGAAGAGCAAAUAAAGAGAGGACGAGACCUGCACAACCUGCUGGGAGCAUGCCCCCAACAAGAGCCCCUAUCCAGCACUCAUUCUUAACUGAUGUUUCAAAUGUUCAUGAGAUGGAAGGAGGCCUCCUCAAUUUACUGAAUGACUUCCAUUCAGGGAAGCUGCAGGCCUUUGGUAAGGAAUGCUGCUUUGAAGAGUUGGAGCAUGUGCGGGAAAUGCAGGAGAAACUUGCGCGCCUGCAUUUCAGCCUCGAUAACCAUGUGGAGGAACUUUCUGAGGAUCAGAAGAAAACAACAGCUGACAGUAACCUGAAGCAGCUUCUAAAUAAUCUUGAAGAACUCAGCAGCUGUAUACAAAAACUGCAUUUAGCAGAAGGCCCGGAAACUCCUAGGUCUGCAUCCGCAGAGGACUAAAUGCUGAGAGAUUAAUGGAUGAGAGCGCAAGAUCACAACCGAAAUAGGAUAAAUAAUGUAACAACUAGAGGUUAAUGCUCAAAUAACCUGAACUGCAGAAAACACUAAUUUAUAUUUUUUUAAAACCUGAUUUACUGCAAAUGAAGUGUAGCUGUUGCCUUGACAUGCAUUACAUCUGACCAGAGUCAGUAGUAUCUUAUUUUUGUAGGCUGAUUUGUAAGUGGGGAAAACACUAUUGCCCCUCAUCAGUUAUCUGUGUCUGUGCACUUUAGAGACAAACAGAAUGAUCUGACAUCCUAAUAAGCGGAAUGACUGCUGUUUGUUUCUGCAAGUCUGACUUUGAAGAAGAAAUGUCUGAAAUCUCUCAAACCCCUUAAAAGAUACAAACACAUGCCCAUUUUCUUUACUCUGCUAGGAAUUGAAUAGGUGGACGUCUUCUCUCUCUCUCUCUCUCUCUCCUCCCCAUCCUGUUUAAUGAAAGAAGAGAAAUGAGCCUCAUUACUUCACAUCAAGUUUGCCAAAGAAACUGAGGACAAGUCAUCGGGUGUGGAAUGGUAGGAACGGUCCUUGGAAAUCGGAUUGGCGUACUGCUGGACUGAUUAGUUUGAGCUGGGUGGACAUUAUGAGCUGAUAUUCUUCAUCUGGAAGGUGAAAAAGAUAUUUGCUGAUCCUGACCUCACUUCUGAUACUACAGAGAACUUUUGUUAUUAAACAGAAAUGUGAAGAUAUUUCCCUGCUAGGUUUAAGUCUGAAUAUUAAGCUUGCAGUCUAUUGAUCUAGAAGCUUGGGUGACAUAACCUUGGGUCAGCAUUUCUUAAUGACCAUAACAUCAUCUGGUGAUUUUUAAUGGUAGACAGAGGUGUGAAUUAUGCAUCAGGGAGUCAUAGCUUGUUUCUUAAUAGGCAGCUGUUGUGUCACAUACGAGUCCCUGUUUUCCUGCCAUGUUUGUGCACUUUUGACAAAUGCUAGACUAGGUGAUAGGAGAACCAAAAGAAAAUAUCUGAGUAUAGGUCACUUGUUCAAAAAAAAAAAAAAAAAAAAAGAGUCCUGGAAUCUGAAUAAUUCUUCAUUGAGCACAAUUGCCCAAAGGGCUGGUUCACUUUUAACAGCCCUUCUACUUCCGAGGUCACCACAAAACCAAAAUAUUUUCCCUUCUUCAAAUUGUGAUAUUUUUGGAGUCUGUUAUUUAAAACACUGAGAUGAAAAUGGAACCAUGUGUAGGGCAUGGGGGUCUCAGCUUCCCUCCCAGGGCAAAUACUUUGUGUUUUAUUGUGUGUUUUAUAUAGAAACAUAUGACUUUUGCUUGAUAAACUGUCCAGUAAGUCAUGAUGGAUGACAUCUCUGCUGCAUUGCAAGACCUGCCGUACGAACUAGUGCUCUUCUAGAUGUAUCAGGUAGUUCUGUACCUGGACUUGCAGAUAACCUGUUGGAAUCUGUGCCCCAGACAAGUCACAAUUUAGGGAAUUCGAGUCCUUCAAAAUGUCAUUUAGGAGCAAAAGGUUCAAGUGAUGAAUCUUAAAAAACAAAAAAUAUAUAUAUCAUUGGCAUAUUUUUUAAAUAAACUAUAUAUUUUUCCAUCCUUCCCUUUGACAUAAAAUGUCCUUUCCAUACUUCCUGCUGUGAAACCAUAGGUGGGUCUCUUUUUCCACCAGUGGCAUAGCAAAAUAAAAACUGUUUUCAUUUUCACUACAGAUAUAACAUAACUUAAUUAUAUUGAUAAAGAAACUUGUGGAUACCCUUUCUUUUCAUGUCUUCUGAUAAAGGAAUGUCCGAGUGCCCCUCAUAUCCAGGUUUUCUAACAUAUGUGAAUGUACGGGAGUCCCUGCUCCAUAAUUUACCCUAAGAGAGGAGGAAAUAGGCUCCGCUUCCCUCUUUUUCUGUCCUUUUGUAUGUAUGUACGUUGUGCAGUUAAUGAGAUGUGACCAUAUUUUACUCUGAAUUCAGAGUUUUAACAUCUUUGUGUUUAUUCCUUCUGCUGGUCAUCUGGCAACUUAGUAAGAUGUAAAUCCCAAAUUGUAUUCUCUAGUGCUUUUAUUGCUUGGGAGGAGGAACCUGGUCCCCUCCCCUGAGACCUGUGCACCAGCCAUGAGUAACAGCUGGCACUGGUAACAUUUUCUGUUUUCAGUUAUCAUCUUUUUAGUUUCAGUUUAGUGGUCCUACUCAUGACUUUGAACACAUUUUUAUAAUUUAUUUAUUUAUUAACCGUGUAAAUGAAAAUAUCAUUUAUGAACACUUUUCAUCAAAGACCCACGGCUCAAAACAAUUGUAAAUACAAUGUGUAUGUGAAGCAGAUUAGUGUAACCAAGCAACCAGCAUGCUUUUGGAGGAAAAGCAGAGUACAGAUUUCAAUAAUGAAGAGAGACUAGGAGGACUAAACCCCAAGCCAUGGAAUUAUAUGGUAGAAACCUUAAUCAGCUAAAAACUGUGGUGCUAAAUCGUCUGCACUUACUCUUUAUUUGAGGUCAGUAUACUAACCUAAAUAGAAGGGGUGCACUAUAAAGAUGAUUAUCCACUCCAGUGUACUAACGUAAGUAAAAAGGGUACACUGAGAAGCUGUGUUUUCAUACAAUUGAUUAUCUACUGCAGCUUGCCUCGGACUAUAGCCUUCUUAAGAUGACUACCCCCAUGAGUGUUCAGAUCAAUUCCCACAUCAAAAUGAGAUAAAUGCAAGAUGGCUAUUGUCAGAACCAUAAGCACGAACUACAGAUAAAAACACAAUGGUUGUACAGCACCUCUUCGUUCUUAUCGAUGUAGUGUCGAAUUCACAGCUUUCACUUUAUUAAUAUUACUGUCUAUCUUGUGUCUACCACAUUUUAACUCCUUUACUGCCCUGUCCUAGGAGCUUCAUCCUUAAAGUCACUGUUUUCUGAAAUGCGAAAAGUCAUGAUGUUCUUCGUGUUUCACUGUUGCAGUCAUUACAUUUGGAUAAUCCUGCUGGCAGGUUGCCCUCAGUC